Megalobrama amblycephala (Wuchang bream) is the source of this 2445-nucleotide messenger RNA. It is a transcript of the gene prkag1, whose product is annotated as protein kinase, AMP-activated, gamma 1 non-catalytic subunit. The record is from RefSeq and is a predicted model, not a curated record. Bases 184 to 1221 code for a protein of 345 amino acids. NCBI's taxonomy places the organism in Eukaryota, Metazoa, Chordata, Actinopteri, Cypriniformes, Xenocyprididae. The transcript has 13 exons.
CACGUUUGUGGCGUCAUAUCCGGUCGCGGCCUCCGCUGCGGUCUUCCUUAUUCUGUAAGAAGUCUGUAAGCGAGGAGCGGCACCAGAAACGAAUUAAACAUUUCCUCUACCGACUUGAACUAUAUUUUCGCAUUUGGAGAUCGAAGUAAACAGCAUUAAUCGUCUUCACACUGUGAAUGGAUCAUGGAGUGUGUUCCUGCUGUUCUAGAUGAGUUGGAUGGUAAAAAGGAGGUGCACAUAGAGGAUCCUGAGUAUAAUGUCUACACCCGCUUUAUGAAAUCCCACCGCUGCUAUGAUCUGGUGCCCACCAGCUCAAAGUUAGUGGUGUUUGACACUUCUCUCCAGGUAAAGAAGGCGUUCUUUGCCCUAGUGUCUAAUGGGGUGAGAGCAGCGCCUCUCUGGGACAGCAAGAAGCAAUGCUUUGUUGGUAUGCUGACCAUCACAGAUUUCAUCAAUAUACUUCAUCGCUAUUACAAGUCUCCUCUGGUCCAGAUAUAUGAGUUAGAAGAGCACAAAAUAGAGACAUGGAGAGAGGUCUACUUGCAAGAUUCCUUCAAGCCUCUCGUGAGCAUAUCGCCCAAUGCCAGCCUAUAUGAUGCAGUUUCAUCUCUACUGAAACAUAAGAUCCACAGAUUACCCGUGAUUGAUCCUCUAACUGGAAACACACUCUACAUCUUGACACACAAGAGGAUCCUCAAAUUCCUGAAACUCUUUAAACACAGAGUUCCUUUUCAUGAUGAUGCUCAUAAUCUCUCCCAGAUAUCUGAAAUCCCCAAACCAGCGUUUCUGUCACAAACACUGGAGGAGUUAAACAUCGGAACGUUUCACAACAUCGCAGUGGUUCACGCCGAUACGCCACUCUACUCCGCGCUGGGCAUCUUCGUGGAUCAGAGAGUGUCCGCCCUUCCUGUGGUGGAUGAAAAUGGACGUGUGGUUGACAUCUAUUCCAAGUUUGAUGUUAUAAAUCUGGCAGCAGAGAAGACGUACAAUAACCUGGACAUCACUGUGACUAAAGCACUCCAGCAUCGCUCGCAGUAUUUUGAGGGUGUGCUCACCUGCCGAGCCAGUGAGACCCUCGAGGCCAUUAUCAACCGACUAGUGGAGGCUGAGGUUCACAGGUUAGUGAUCGUGGAUGAACAGGAAGUUGUGAAAGGCAUCGUCUCUCUGUCUGAUAUCUUGCAGGCUUUGGUGCUCACCAGUGGGGAUGACGGAAGUGCUUGAUGGAAGAACAGUGAAGGACGGCAUCUCUCUGGUUCCUUCCCUCUCAAUAAGCUGGAAGGUGAUCCAUAAAAAGGAGAACAUCUAUGAUAUGCAACCAACUCAAAAACAGGAGUUAAUCAAGCACAACAGAUUUAUUUACAGAUCCAGAUGCUCCAUUGAAGAAAGAGACGUGCAGAAAAGAAAUUGCUUUUCUAAGAAGAAACUCUUUUUAAUAAUUGAGCCCUAAACCCUCUUACCACUUCAGGGAGUGGUAUAGGAAAUAUUUUAACUUCAAAUUGUUUUAGUUAUCUCGCUCGACACUCUUUUUGCUGAUGAGACGUCCGUCUUUCACAUUAUUUCCCUCUUCUUCUGUCCUCAUAGAAGGAAAAUACAUGAGCAUUGAAAAUGCAGAUGAGAUUAAGGUGAAGGUAGGAUUGUCUGGACUGCAGAAAUUAGGCCUAAAGGCCAAAGCUUGAACUGGGAACUAGUCAUUUAUGUUUUGUGCAGGUGUUUAAGUGUCAGUGGAGAAAAACCAAGUAUGUGAAUUCAUACUGAGAGACUGAAACAUUCCGUUAUUGUCCUGGACGUGAUUUUGCAGGGUAUUGUAGCGUAUUUUUCUAUCUCAUGGGCAUUUGAUAUUGAAGAGGGUUGUCCUCUAAAGCCAGAUCUACACUACACACUGAGACACAAACAGCCACUCUCAGUAUUUGGGGAAGUUUCAUUGGUUUAUUCUGAUCCAGUUUCUCUGAACAACUUCCUUUACAUUGUGAACAUUGAGGAAAGGAAGGGAGAUCUUUGCUAAAAUGUUUUGAUAUUCAUUGAAUAUUUAUAUUAUUGGAAAAACAAUUACUGCUCAAUGUUAUUAUCAUCAUGUAUAUUUAGUAUAUUACCACAAAUACAUUUUCUUUUUCUGAUGCAGUUUCAUUUCUAGUUGAUUUCUACUGAUUUUAUUCUGCUUUAGUUGUUUUAAGGUCCAUUCAUGUUUUGUUUUUUUUAAUGAAUUAUCAGCAUUUACCCCACCCCCAACUUUCAUAACCCAAAUAUCAGAUUGCAUCUUGACACACUUGUUUUUAUUGUAGCUUGUCUUGCUACAGAAAAAAAAUUCGAUUGUAAUAGAUUUUGCUGGUAUUUCUCUCUAAUCAUUUUUAUGCCACACACAUGUAAAUACACAUGAACUUUUCUAAUUCUCUCAUGUCAAAGAUGUUUUAUUGAAGGCACAAGGAAAAUAAAAAUUUAUUCAGUUUA